AUGCCGAUGCCAGGUCAACAGAAGAGAUUGUUUAACUCUCUGAACUCCACUUCCCCAGAUGCCCUCCAUCAAAUUGUCCCCACCAACCAGACAAAUAUUCUGUGCCAUGGGUUCUUCAUUCCCGAUGAGUUGUUCUUGACCCUAGGGCUGCUGAGCCUGGUGGAGAAUGUCAUGGUGGUGGUGGCCAUCAUCAAGAAUCGCAACCUCCAUUCCCCCAUGUACUAUUUUGUCUGCUGCCUGGCUCUAUCAGACUUUCUGGUAAGUGUCAGUAACCUGCUGGAGAUCCUGGUGGUGCUACUGCUGGAGAAAGGGGUGCUGGCAAUGCAGGCGCCGACGGUGCAACAGCUUCACAAUAUCAUUGAUGUGUUGAUCUGUGGUUCCAUGAUGUCCUCAAUUUCCUUCCUAGGAGCCAUCGCAGUUGACCGCUACAUCAGUAUCUUCUACGCCCUGCGCUACCACAGUAUUGUCACUCCUUGUCGAGCUCAAGGAGUCCUUGUGGGCAUCUGGGUGUCCAGUGCCCUCUCUGGUACCCUCUUCAUCUCCUAUUACAACCAUGUUGCAGUUCUGCUCUGUCUCAUUGGCUUCUUCUUGUCCAUGUUGGGGCUCAUGGUGGUCCUCUACAUUCACAUGUUCAUCCAGGCAUGCCAGCAUGCCAGGAGGAUUGCUCGGCUAUGCAACAGAUACACCAUUCACCAGCUGUCGAUCCUCAAGGGGGCUGUCACUCUCACAGUCCUGUUGGGCAUCUUCUUCCUCUGCUGGACCCCCUUCUUCCUGCACCUCACACUUCUUGUCCUUUGUCCCAAGCAUCCGACAUGCAGCUGCUACUUCCAGAACUUCAACCUCUUUCUCAUCCUCAUCAUCUGCAAUGCCAUCAUCGACCCUCUCAUCUAUGCUUUCCGCAGCCAAGAGCUUCGCAAGACACUCAAGGAGGUGAUUCUGUGUUCCUGCUUGGCCACUGACUCUGACUCCCCUGCUCUUGUCCAUGCCACAGACCUGACCUGGCUGGAAAACCCAGCGGCCGAUGAGCUCCCAGCCUUCUGCAGCCUGCAAGAACGCGUCCCACUUCUUAACCUCGGCCGCUCCCCUUGCAGCAAGCCAGCAAGACCAGCGAGGAUGAGGGAAAUCGUCCACAUCCAGGCCGGCCAGUGCGGCAACCAGAUCGGAGCCAAGUUUUGGGAAGUGAUCAGUGAUGAACAUGGCAUAGACCCCAGUGGCAACUAUGUGGGUGACUCAGACCUACAGCUAGAGAGGAUCAGUGUUUACUACAAUGAAGCCUCAUCUCACAAGUAUGUGCCCAGGGCCAUCCUGGUUGACCUGGAACCUGGAACCAUGGACAGCGUUCGAUCUGGUGCUUUUGGACAUCUCUUCAGACCUGACAACUUCAUCUUUGGUCAGAGUGGUGCAGGAAACAACUGGGCCAAGGGUCACUACACUGAGGGGGCUGAACUGGUGGAUUCAGUGCUAGAUGUGGUGAGGAAAGAGUGUGAGAAUUGUGACUGUCUCCAGGGCUUUCAGCUCACUCAUUCCCUGGGUGGGGGCACUGGCUCUGGUAUGGGCACCCUUCUCAUCAGCAAGGUACGAGAGGAGUACCCUGACCGAAUCAUGAACACUUUCAGCGUGGUGCCCUCCCCUAAAGUGUCUGAUACAGUGGUGGAGCCCUACAAUGCGACCCUGUCCAUCCACCAGCUGGUGGAGAACACAGAUGAGACCUAUUGUAUCGACAAUGAAGCCCUCUACGAUAUCUGCUUCCGCACCCUCAAGCUAGCCACCCCCACCUACGGCGACCUCAAUCACCUGGUCUCUGCCACCAUGAGCGGUGUGACCACUUCCUUGCGUUUCCCUGGCCAGCUCAAUGCCGACCUCCGGAAACUGGCUGUCAAUAUGGUUCCCUUCCCUCGCCUACACUUCUUCAUGCCUGGCUUUGCUCCACUCACAGCCCGUGGCAGCCAGCAGUACCGAGCCCUGACAGUUCCUGAGCUCACCCAACAGAUGUUUGAUGCCAAGAACAUGAUGGCAGCCUGCGACCCUCGCCAUGGGCGUUACCUGACAGUGGCUACCGUCUUCCGCGGCCGCAUGUCUAUGAAGGAAGUGGAUGAGCAGAUGUUGGCCAUUCAGAGCAAGAACAGCAGCUACUUCGUGGAAUGGAUCCCCAACAAUGUGAAGGUGGCUGUCUGUGACAUCCCGCCCCGUGGCCUGAAGAUGUCUUCUACUUUCAUUGGCAAUAGCACGGCCAUCCAGGAGCUCUUCAAGCGCAUCUCUGAGCAGUUCACCGCCAUGUUCCGUCGCAAGGCCUUCCUUCACUGGUACACUGGGGAAGGGAUGGAUGAGAUGGAGUUCACAGAAGCUGAGAGCAACAUGAAUGACUUGGUGUCUGAGUACCAGCAGUACCAGGAUGCCACAGCAGAAGAGGAAGGGGAGAUGUAUGAGGAUGAUGAAGAAGAAUCAGAGGCCCAGGGGGCCAAGUGAAGUCACUAGGGGUCUGACAGGAAGCACUGAGUGGGCAGGACCCAGGAAGAAGCCUGCUGCUGGCUGGGGUUGGGACAGAGAGUCUCCCUCACCAGGGCAAGUUUUUUCCGGAUCAUCCAGUCAUCUGACAGAGUCCUCCAUCUUUGCUUCCAGUUAACUGAGAGCUAGGCACCCGGCUUCUAGUUGCUUCACAUUAAAGGUUCCCAAACUUCAAUCAUUCAGUAUUUAAUAAUAUCCCCCCUCCUGCCUCCCAGCCCUGAUGUCCCCAUUAUGAUGUGUUAGCUCAAUUUCUGUACCCUUUCUACCCUGGACCCUUUUCCUCUUGCAUUUUUUAACAUAUAUUUUCCAUAGUCCCAAUGUUCUUAUUUUUUACUGGUUUGUGUUGAUUUUUAUUUUUUGGAAUACUCAAUAAAUUUAUUGCUGUCUGAUACCCUCA
Molecule: messenger RNA, 2902 nt
Organism: Phascolarctos cinereus (koala)
Lineage: Eukaryota; Metazoa; Chordata; Mammalia; Diprotodontia; Phascolarctidae
Gene: TUBB3
Product: tubulin beta 3 class III
Biological process (GO): microtubule-based process
Cellular component (GO): microtubule
Molecular function (GO): structural constituent of cytoskeleton; GTPase activity; GTP binding
Source: RefSeq, a predicted model, not a curated record